Striga hermonthica is the source of this 1011-nucleotide messenger RNA. The record is from the annotation of a GenBank genome assembly. NCBI's taxonomy places the organism in Eukaryota, Viridiplantae, Streptophyta, Magnoliopsida, Lamiales, Orobanchaceae.
AUGUCUGAAUUAGUAGCUGACGUGGAGGACUGGAGCUUGCAGGCCAUAGUUCGAGGAUCGAGCGGCGACUUUGCAAAGAUCAACGCUGAUCACAUGGAAUUCGGCGGCCAGGAUCCAUUCUCCGACCUGUUGACCAGUUUUCCCGAGAUGUUUGACUUGUCGACCGGCUCUAGCGACGAGCUGGAGGGGCUGUACAAGCCGUUCUACACGGCUAGCCAAAAUAAUACUUACGAGCUCCCGGCCCAAACCGUUAUCGAGUUUCAAGUGCAGGCCAAGCCGGAUGGCUCGGGCGAGGAAGCUAAUAAGCCGGCUCAUGAUGAUCUGUACUCGGAUCAGUCGUCCGGAAAUAGCUUCGUCGCUAGGGUUACGGCGGGCUACACUCCAAAAUACAAGAAGAGAAAGAAUCAGCAUAAAAGAGUGGUGAUUCAAGUGACGGCUGAGGGUCUUUCUGCUGAUAAGUGGGCUUGGCGCAAAUACGGGCAGAAGCCUAUUAAGGGCUCACCAUAUCCAAGGAGCUACUACAGAUGUAGCAGCUCGAAGGGUUGUUUGGCGCGCAAGCAAGUCGAGCAAAGCUGCAACGAUCCUGGACUGUUCAUCGUGACCUACACAGCCGAACACAGCCAUAGCCAGCCGACCAGACGAAACUCAUUAGCCGGCACCGUCCGGCAGAAAUUCCCAUCCCAUAACAAAAACACAAAAGGCGCCGGCUCCCAAACCGUCCUACCACAAAAAACCGAAGAAUCUUGUGUUUCCCCACAAACACCUCAUCAACUUUUGUCCGACCGAUCGGUUAUUGGUUUUUGUGAAAGUAUCAAAGAGGAGAAUAAUGCAGAAGAUAACGACGUAAGAGUUGUGAAAACAGAAUGCGGUGGAGGGUAUAGUAACGACAUUGACAUGUCCGAUUUUGCAUUGGACGAGGAUUUCUUUUCGGGGUUUGAGGAUUUCGAUGAUGGAUUUACUAAUCCGGAGCCACAGUAUUUUCCUGUAAGGGAGGAGUGUGGCUGGUUUUAG